AAUUUGUAUUACGAGCGGGAUCUCGGUAAGCAUCCCGCCCCGCCUGGCAUCAUAUAAACAUGCCCUUAAGAGGUUGUCUAGAGGUAUGAAGGAAUGGGAUCUGGAGCCUUGUUAUAAGCCUUGAGUGUAUUGAAAACUCGUUUUGGGCAACCUUAAAUGAUUGUUGACGUAUUUAUCGUAUCAAUUGUGAAGGGUCCAAGCGUUAUGAACGGCGAUGGAGAAAGCCUUCAGAAGUUAGCUGAUAAAUGUCAGUCUGUCUUAAAGACCCUCGAAUCGAUGAAAAGUCUUAAUAAAAUCAACACUGAUCAUAUGCGAAAGAUUGUGGCUCGUUUAGCGUACUACAAUCAAUCUAGAUGGAGAGAUCGUGCCAGUGUCAUAUUAAGGGAAAGAGGUUCGCCACCGAAUUUUCGAGACUUAACAGAAUUCCUUUAAAAGAGAGCACAAUAUGGGAAUAACCAACUAUAUGGGAACUUAAAAGAUUCGGAAAAAGAUAAUGCCAAUCGCACGGAGAAGGAAGAAAAGAGCCCAUUUCAAGUUUCGCAACUCAGUAUGGAUUCAAACGACCUAGUUCUGCAUACGAAAAAAGAGCUCUAGUAUGCCAUGUUUGUCGAGGAGAUCAUAAUUAACCUGCAGGUGUGCAAGAAAUUCCUCCAUAUGCCAACGGUAGAGAGAAGAAAGGUUGUUCUCGAGUCCAAGUUAUGUUUCCAAUGUCUUUCAACCGGACAUUAUAAGAGAUUUUGCAAGGAAGGCAGAUGUCAAGUUGAGAGUUGUAACAGAAGACACCAUGAGCUGUUGCAUUUGGCCAGUAUAAAGGUAAAAAAUCCAAAGUCGACGAAGUGACAAAACGCGAUGCCACCGUUCAGACGAACGCUGCGAAUAUCCUUCCACAAGUGAGUCGAGGCACGACAGCGCUACUAGUAGUAGCAGUUAAGGUUCAUGGUGCUGACGGUCGAGAGAUAACUACCUAUGCCCUGUUAGAUCAAGCAAGCGAAGCCUCGUUUAUCCAUGCCAACUUAGCAAAGAAACUUAAUUUGAAGGGUUCGAGAGGUACACUGUCAGUGAAGUCGUUGACUGGAACAAUCUCAAUUGAAACAGAAAAGUUAAUGUCGUCUUGGAAUCAGAAAACCAAGCUAGCCACGGUUCGAGAUUAUUAGCCAGAGACGUAAUCGUUACGGACAGUUUAGACGUGCAGCUGAAAGCCGCACCGACAAGGAAUGACGUACGAGCAUGGAAACACCUGUCAGACAUUGACUUCCCAGAAGUUGAAUUGGAGGACAUUCUCGUUCUGAUUGGUGCUGAUAAUCCCGAGGUUUUCAUAACUCACGAAAUCAGAGCAGGUGGCGUGGAGGAGCCUUGGGGAUUCAAAUACAAGUUGAGAUGGGCCUUGAUGGGACCAACAAAUCGGCCUCAGACAAGUCAAGUUGACGUCCAUCUUUUGCAGCGUUCAAACGCCGAUGUGGAAGAUAUAGCUUUUAAGGAUGACGUGAAUCGGUUUUUCUAUGAAGAUGAUCUUGGUGUGGUAACGAGUAUCAAGAAGGCCAUGUCCGUCGAAGAUAAGAAAGCAGAAAAGAUGAUGGAAGAAUAA
Paramuricea clavata is the source of this 1585-nucleotide messenger RNA. The record is from the annotation of a GenBank genome assembly. NCBI's taxonomy places the organism in Eukaryota, Metazoa, Cnidaria, Anthozoa, Malacalcyonacea, Plexauridae.